Molecule: messenger RNA, 282 nt
Organism: Trypanosoma brucei brucei TREU927
Lineage: Eukaryota; Euglenozoa; Kinetoplastea; Trypanosomatida; Trypanosomatidae
Exons: 1
Coding region: 1-282 (93 amino acids)
Source: RefSeq, a predicted model, not a curated record
AUGCCCGCCCUAUUUUCAAUUUUUUGCAUUCACUUUAUCACAUUAUUUCAUACAGUUCUUUUUUCGUUUGUUUGUUCUCGUUUUGUUAUUUUCGUCCGUGUGCUUUCCUACUUUGCUUCACUUUCACCAUUGUUAUUUUUUUUAUUUUUCGAGUCCUCUGCACUGCUAAUUAAAUAUAUUUCCCGCCUUGUUUUUUGUUGUCAGCAAUGUUGUUUUCGGUUGUGCAUUUCCGCUGUCUCCCGCGGCAGGCUCUCUCCUUUGAGCUUGUUGGGUAUUCUAUGA